Messenger RNA from Racocetra persica, 305 nucleotides. The record is from the annotation of a GenBank genome assembly. Lineage: Eukaryota; Fungi; Glomeromycota; Glomeromycetes; Diversisporales; Gigasporaceae.
CUCCACUGAAGCCAAGAGGAAUAAAAAACUAUAAUACUAAUUUUGAAUCUACUUCACUAUAUUUUAUACCAAUUUCACAAUUCAUAUAUCCUCUAGUAUCACAAAUUUCUUUUUCACAAUUUCAAUCAUUUUCUCCUCUAUCUCAGCUUUUUACUUUACAAUAUCAACCACAAACUACUCAAAAUUCAGGACCUAUUCCUACACUGGAAGAAUUUUUUUAUAAAAUAGAUGAAGAAGAGAAUGCUAAUCGAAAAAUUGCUAAAUAUUUAGAAGCAUUUAAUCAAGAGGCAAUUAGAAUAAAAUAA